UCAAGUGUUCAGUUGCGUAGUCAGUCACACUUUGGUACACAAGAUACUGAGGUUGGGUGAGAGACAGAGGAGACGGGACAGAGCAGCCACUGGUUGAUCAUUGACACUCGAGCUAAAGGAGGGCACAGACAGCCUGCCCUAUGUGUGGCUCCUCUCAAGGCUUCACAGCCUGCAGCUCUGAAUGCAGCUCAACCAUGUUGACCUCAGAGAAAUCUCCACAGAGAAUAGGAGUCAUAAGUACGGCAAUGGCGGGGACAGAGGAUGUAGAUAUGACAUCAUGGAGUGAGCCAGAGUUUGAGGAGAAGUGCACUUACAUCGUGAACGACCAGAAUCUGGAGGAAGAAUCCGAAAAUUGUGGCAAGACACGAGCUGAGAGAUCACUGCCCAGAAACCUUGCCCUAAAACGCCGCCACAACUCAACAGAGGUACUUGGAGUUAUCAGUAAGGAGCUGAUUCCCAAGGGGACUCGUUUUGGGCCCUUGGUCGGGGAAAGUUCCACCAAUGAAAAAGUGCUGAAAAAUGCAAGCAGGAAACACCUUUGGAGGGUCUUCUUGGAGGGACGUUCGCACCACAUCGUUGACUGCUGGGAUGAGCAGCAGAGCAACUGGAUGCGCUACGUCAACAAAGCGCGUGCGGUCGAGGAACAGAACCUGGUUGCAUGUCAGAACGGCUUGGACAUCUUCUUCUACACUACCACACCGCUUCAGCCGGGGCAGGAGCUCCUAGUGUGGUACUGCUCAGAAUUUGCUCAGCGCUGCGGCCUACCUCCCCUCCAACAACAGAUUGUUAACAGAAAUGAACAACAGCCAGCUCACCAGAACACCACAGCAAAACGUGGACACAGUGUCUCUGAGAUCCUCCGAGAUGAGCCCUCCAACUCCUGGUCUUCCUGCCACAGACUCCUGGGGAAUCCUUUGUCUCAGGCCCGUGUCCCACCUGUUUUUCCCCUCUGCCCCAGCAUUGUCUACCCAAUCCAGCCCAUCUCAGAGUCUAUCAGGGGUCACGGAUAUGCGCCUAUGUCAUCUCUGCCCUCAUGCACUCCUCCAGCUGCCAAACAGCCAGCACUGAGUGGCCCUGUUCCCUCACAUUUGCACCUCAGCUUUCAGCACAGUCAAGCCCCUGUCAAAUCCAAACCUCACCAAGUGACCUCUGUGCCUGACCACGCUCAUUCUGCUCUAAGGCACAGUCACUAUCUACUGCCUCACUACUCAUUUGGCUUUCUACCUCCUUCAUACCCAUUCUACAAUGAUCAGCUGAAGCCUCACUUGAACCUGGCAUCAAAUUUCUUGCCUUAUGACCACUAUGCACACUUGCUACAGCCUUUACCAGGUGGGUGCAAAAACUUGACACUUGCACCAUUUGAAUCCAAACAAGAUCUCAUUCUUUCACCAACCACAGAGCAAAAAGACUGCAAGGACCUGGUCACCCAAAAGAACGACUACCUCAAGGACCCCUCAAGUGACCUCAAAGAUGAUAAGCAUUAUGCCAGCAGCACAGUUCACACAGACCUUAUUAAAUCUCCCGAGGCCAGAGCCUCACCCAUUGACACAGAACUCCGAGGAGUAUCGUCCUCUCUUGCUUCCAGGCCAUGCUCCCCACCAGUGUGCAUGGCAGCCUCGCCAAACUACCCUUCUUCUAAAACCUCCUCUGACACCCAAGGCAGCGAUGGGGAUGCAAUGGACUUGAGGAGGAUGAAGCGAGAGGGGCAGCUCAUUGGCUACAAAACCCUGUCCUAUCCCCUGACAAGACAGAAUGGAAAGAUCCGGUAUGAGUGCAACAUUUGUCGAAAGGUCUUUGGGCAGCUGUCCAACCUCAAGGUCCAUCUGCGAGUGCACAGUGGCGAGCGUCCCUUUAGGUGUCAGACCUGCAACAAGAACUUCACUCAGCUGGCACACCUCCAGAAACACUACCUGGUCCACACAGGAGAGAAGCCCCAUGAGUGCAAGGUGUGCCGUAAGCGUUUUAGCAGCACCAGCAACCUGAAGACCCACCAGCGGCUGCACUCGGGUGAGAGGCCUUACCAGUGCAAGCUCUGCCCGGCCCGCUUUACUCAGUUCAUUCAUCUAAAGCUCCACAAACGGCUGCACACCGGGGAGCGACCCCACCGCUGCCCUCGCUGCCCCUGCGCGUAUCUCCACCUCUGCAGCCUGCAGGUGCACCUCCAAGGCUUCUGCCCUCUCUCCCCCUCGGCCUCCCGCAGGCAUUCGCCAGAGGAACUACAGCGCGUCAACUCGGAGAUCGAGAGGUUUGACAUGAGUGAAACUGCAGAGCAGCUCGAGGUCAUGACUACAGAGGCCGAGAUGGAUAAGGGGAAUAUUGUUGACUUGAUUCAGAGGAUCAAGACUCAUGUCUCAGACCACCAGAGUGGUGCCAGUGGGGAGAGAAAGCUGAGCGUUUACAGAUCGGCAAAGGAGUGUUCUAGUGCUCAACGGCAUCACGGCAGUCCUCUGUGCCUGAAACCAGCAAGCAUCAAGCUGGAGUCAGGCUACAUUUCAAAGACUUAAGACUGCCUGCUAAUCCAACCAAAUAAUCCUUACAGGUCAACUAGGCAGCUGUCUGUCACUGCCCUAUUUGAAGUAAAGCCUCAUCUGAAUCAUGGAUUGGCUAGCCUACACUCUACAGGGACUGUAGACAAGACACAAGAUUUUGCCAGCAGUGCCCAGGAAAGUUGACUUACUGAUUUAAUGCCGAUAUUUUUGUUAAUUUAUUCUAUUGCAAAUCUUAAUCCAACAAAUAUAUUGCGAUAUUUUCUACUAUUUUCUUUGUAACUCUGAAUUAUCUUGAUGGAAAAACAAUAAAACAUGUGAUUAUUCAU
Menidia menidia (Atlantic silverside) is the source of this 2815-nucleotide messenger RNA. The record is from the annotation of a GenBank genome assembly. Lineage: Eukaryota; Metazoa; Chordata; Actinopteri; Atheriniformes; Atherinopsidae.